Molecule: messenger RNA, 3225 nt
Organism: Chenopodium quinoa (quinoa)
Lineage: Eukaryota; Viridiplantae; Streptophyta; Magnoliopsida; Caryophyllales; Amaranthaceae
Exons: 10
Coding region: 1-3225 (1074 amino acids)
Molecular function (GO): protein binding
Source: RefSeq, a predicted model, not a curated record
AUGGAAGGUUCUCUUUCACCCCGAGGGCAUAAGCAAAGUCCUCAAAGCCAUGGGCGCAAAUCUGUUUUUGGUGUGACUCAGAAAGAUAUAUGGCUUAUUGUGAAGGAGGGCUGCUUAGCUGAUGUCGAAUUAGCUUUAACUCAACUGAAAAAAAAUGGUGGUAAUAUCAACUCGAGGAAUGCAUUUGGCCUUACUCCUCUUCACAUUGCUACUUGGAGAAAUCACAUUCCUAUCGUGAGGAGAUUACUUGCAGCAGGUGCUGACCCUGACGCUAGGGAUGGAGAAUCGGGAUGGAGUAAUCUCCAUAGGGCUCUUUAUUUUGGCCACUUUGCUGUGGCAGGUGUCCUUCUUCAGUCUGGUGCAUCAAUCUCUAUAGAGGACUUCAAAUCACGAACCCCUAUCGAUCUCCUUUCUGGACCUUUGUCGCAGAUUCUGGGCAAUCAACAUGCUUCAGUUACUACUGAAGUCUUAAGCUGGGGAAGCGGUACUAAUUACCAACUUGGAACUGGAAAUGCUCACAUACAAAAGUUACCUUGCAAAUUGGACGCACUUCAUGGUUCAUUUAUUAAGUUGAUUUCUGCUUCAAAGUUUCAUAGUGUAGCAGUCACUGGCCGUGGGGAGCUUUAUACUUGGGGGUUUGGAAGGGGUGGCCGCCUUGGACAUCCCGAGUUUGACAUUCAUAGUGGACAAGCUGCAGUUAUAACACCAAGGCAAGUGAUUUCAGGCCUUGGUUCUCGACGUGUCAAGGCAGUUGCAGCUGCUAAACACCACACAGUAAUAGCUACUGAAAGUGGUGAAGUUUUUACUUGGGGAUCCAAUAGAGAGGGCCAACUUGGCUAUGCUUCUGUGGACACCCAACCAACUCCUCGGAGGGUUAGUUCUCUCAAGUCAAAAAUAGUGGCUGUUGCUGCGGCAAAUAAACACACUGCUGCUGUUUCUGAGACUGGUGAAGUAUUCACAUGGGGCUGCAACAAGGAAGGGCAACUUGGUUAUGGUACAUCUAACUCGAGCUCCAAUAAUACUCCAAGGUUGGUUGAAUAUUUGAAAGGAAAGUUCUUUAUGGCAGUAUCUGCUGCAAAAUAUCAUACAGUGGUCCUAGGAGCAGAUGGAGAGGUGUUCACUUGGGGUCAUCGACUUGUAACACCGAGACGCGUGAUUAUUGCUAGGAAUUUGAAGAAAAAUGGGAAUGCUUUAAUGAAGUUUCACAGAAUGGAGAGGCUUCAUGUGGUUUCUAUUGCCACAGGAAUGGUGCAUAGCAUGGCUUUAACUGAUGACGGGGCACUAUUUUACUGGAUUUCAUCUGAUCCUGACCUCAAAUGCCAGCAGUUAUGUUAUCUUAAUGGAAAAAAAAUUGUCAGUAUUUCUGCUGGUAAGUAUUGGCAUGGCGCAGUUACAUCGACUGGUGACAUUUUCAUGUGGGAUGGGAAGAAAGCUAAGGACAAGCCACCAGAAGUUACUAGGCUUCACGGUGUGAAAAGGGCAACUAAAGUUUCUGUGGGUGAAACACAUCUACUGAUUGUUGGCUCAACUUAUCAUCCUGCUUAUCCUGUCAAUGCAGUAAAGGACUGUGAAAAUUUAAGCUCUGCUGUAAGUGAUGUUUUGGGAGAGUUGGAUGAGGGAUUCAUGUACAAUGACAUGGAGUCUGACAAUGCUAAAUCUAGUUUGAAAAUGGAAAAUGUUGGUGACAAGGUUGUGCCUAGUUUAAAGGGCCUUUGUGAGAAAGUAGCUGCGCAGUGUUUGGUAGAGCCACGAAAUGCUCUGCAAAUGUUGGAAAUUGCAGAUACGUUGGAAGCAGGUGAUCUUCGGAAGUACUGUGAGGAAAUUGUUAUUCGCAAUUUUGACUAUAUAUUUACAGCUUCAUUGAAUACUGUUGCUACUGCCUCACUGGAAGUUUUAGCUCACAUUGAGAAAGUGCUGGAUGUGAGAUCAUCUGAGUCAUGGAGUCAUCGUAGACUCCCUACUCCAACAGCUACUUUUCCUGCUGUUUUAAACAGUGAAGAGGAGAAUAGUGAUAGUGAGUCUCCAAGAACCAGGGAUAACCUGUCCGUGACUGAUAGUGCAAAGAAAGCUGGUUGUUUCAGAUUAGAUAAUUUUUUGCAACCUAUGAAUGUUACGAAUCAGGAAGUAAGCAAGAAAAUAAGAGUACUGCGGAAAAAGUUGCAACAGAUUGAGGUUCUUGAGGCAAAGCAGUCUAAGGGACACAUUCUUGAUGAUCAGCAGAUUGCAAAGCUGGAAACACGGCUUGCUCUAGAGAGGUCACUUGCAGAGCUGGGUGUUCCUAUUGAGACAACAAUUGCUAAGUCAUCAGUUUCAGUGGUAUCAGAUGGCAAGGUUUCUAAGGCAGGGAUGCCAAAGAAGCAGAAGAGAAAGAGCAGACAGAAGGAAUCUCAGACAGAAGCUUAUUCUGGUACAGAGUUGGAAUCUAACCAUGUGAAGGCUGUCGCGGACCUCAAUUUGUCGAAGUUGACUGAGGGGAAGAUUUCUGCUGAACCUGAAGAUUCAUUUACUAAAGGCUCCCAAAAUCUCUCUCAGGAGAAAGACUCUCCUGGUGUGGGUAUGAGUAAAGGUUCAUUGGUGGUGGGAACGAAGAAGAAGAACAAGAAGGGACUCAAGGGAGGGCUCUCCAUGUUCCUGAGUGGUGCUCUUGAUGAGCCUAGCAAAGUUGUUAGUCCACCACCACCACCGUCACCCAAAUGUGAAGGACCAGCAUGGGGUGGAUCUAAGGUUUCAAAGAUGUCUGCCUCUCUCCGUGAGAUCCAAAAUGAGCAAAGCAAAUUGUUCAAUAAUCUGCCUACUAAAAGUAAAGAAAAACCAGAAGAGCUAGCUGAUAGGACUAGUGGAAAUUUUUUGUUGAGCUCUUUGCUGGCCUCUAACCCAAUUCCAGUGGUGCCUGCUCGCACAACACAGUUACCUGAUGGAGAUAAAAGCACUCCUCCUUGGGCUGCUUCUGGGACCCCACCUCAUCUUUCACGGCCUUCUCUCAGGGACAUACAAAUGCAGCAGGGUAAAAAUCAAUCUGUUGCUCAUAGCCCAAAAACAAAGACAACUGGAUUUGCAGUUACUACUGAUCAGGGGUCACCUUCUGAGUCUGGCGCGCAAAGCCGUUGGUUCAAACCUGAGGUGGAAUCAACAUCUUCAAUCCGUUCCAUCCAGAUAGAAGAGAAGGCAAUAAAGGAUUUCAGGCGCUUCUACAGCAGUGUUAGGAUCGUAAAAAACCAAAGUUAG